This is a messenger RNA of Bemisia tabaci, 5661 nucleotides long. It is a transcript of the gene Toll-6, whose product is annotated as Toll-like receptor 6. Lineage: Eukaryota; Metazoa; Arthropoda; Insecta; Hemiptera; Aleyrodidae. Gene Ontology annotation, molecular function: protein binding. Gene Ontology annotation, biological process: signal transduction. The record is from RefSeq and is a predicted model, not a curated record. Gene Ontology annotation, cellular component: plasma membrane.
GACUUCCCCGGAUGCGUGCUCCAAGAUCGCGCCGGUGCCGCUCAGUUUUUCGUAACGGGCCGUUCGCGAAAAUUCCGUAUUCUUUUCACGGCAAAAGCGCGCGCCAAGUGAUUGGAGGAAAUCCACGACGGCUUUUUCUCUAUUCGGCGAACGCAUAACUUUGUUCGAAACUUCGCGCGUAUUGAGCACGUUUUGAGCGCGAAACUGAGUGCGAAGCGAUUUUAUCACGGCUUCGAAUAAAUUGCAAAAAACCUGUGUCUGCGAGUGGUUACAUCACAGUUCAGCUGAUCUAUUGGAUUAAUUUUGGAAGUGCCGAACCAGUGUUGAAGAGCUUCCGAAUUGCUCUUUCGUUUUGCUUAUUUUUUGGUGCGGUUUUCUCUGGAAGCUGAGAAACCUGAGUGUAUGUAGUGGUCGAAUCGCGGCCGAAAGUGACUAAUCAACUUAUUUUAAUUUCGUUUAAGUAAUAUGUUAUUUCGUUUGAAAGUCCAUCUCAUCCGGUGUGUUGAGUUAUUCGUGUUUUAUUUGCUACUUUAGUUAAACUUAUUGUAAAUAAAAAUCCAAAAUAGUUUGUUUACAUCAUGUGAGAGUUUUUAUCACACUAAAAACGCAUUUUAAAUUAUGCUCUGUGCCGAAAAUUUUUUCUGCGCUCUUUUCACUGUGCGCGUUUAAUUUAAAGGGAAUAUAACAUGUGUUAUCAAAGUCCCAGUCAGUUCGCCCUAAAAUAUCGCGAAUAAUCCAACCCGGUUUAUUAUUGUGUCUUACACACUGGAGGUUACAUUUAACUCCACUGGAAUACGCGCGCCUCAAAAUUAAAUGGAAACAAGCUCAAAACACAAAGUCAAGCAGAAACGAAAAAGAAAACGGAAACCAAUUCGAGUUAUCAUCCGCCAGUUUUGAGUAUCUUGGCCGCGAAUGAUUAGCGCACCCUUUGAUAACCGCAGAUAACACCUCUGAAAUAAUGUCCGCGGCAGCGCUAACUUUCUAAUGGAUGUUCAGCAGCGCCGUUCGGAGAGCAUGGCAUUUUCCUUUUACAGCUACAUUUUAUUGCUCAUGAGUUUGCAUCACUGCAGGGGUGGCUCCACGCUGGCGCCGGACAACUCGAUUUUAGUGCCUCCCAUCAAAUACGACGCCCCUGACGACUGCCAAUGGUGGAUUAGAGACGGGUCCAACGGGAUCACGCCGGAUGAGGUGGCCCUCAUCUGUAAACUGCGGACGAUCAACAGUGAAUUCGACACGACGAAUUUCAGCGUCAUCCCUUCCGAACACACCACCUCGCUUCGGAUCGAGUGCAACGAGGAGCUCAUGUCGAAAAGCUCCAUCAAUGACCGGAGCUUUGCGCAUCUGACCAAGCUACGCGAGCUCACCCUCGCCAACUGCAAGCUCGCUAGAUGGUCGAGCGACACCCUUGCCGGUCUGGCCAACCUGCGCAACCUCACGGUCAAGACCAAGAACACGGACUGGCCGACGAUGAGCUUGGACGUGGGGAAGGGGUCCUUCGAGCCGGCCAAGCUACUGGAACGUCUGGACCUGAGCACCAAUAACAUUUACAACCUGCCCAGCGGCGUGUUCUGUCCGCUGUCAAACCUCGUGUUCCUCAACCUGAGCGAGAACCGCCUGCAGGACGUGAGCGACCUGGGCUUCAGAGAGAAAGCCGCGCCGCCGCCGCCCCCGCAACCGCUGGUCAGCGGCCAGGAAGAGCUUGGGCAGCCCAUUAGCCGAUUUGACAGCUUGUGCAGUCUCAAUAUCCAGACGCUCGAUGUUUCGUACAACCACUUCGUCCUCCUGCCCACGCUCGGGUUUAGUACAUUGAAGCGGCUCAAGGAUCUCUACCUGAACAACAACGAGAUCUCCAUGAUAGCCGAGCGCAGUCUCCACGGGCUGAAGCAGCUUCAAAUUUUUGACCUGAGCAGCAACAGGAUCGUAUCGUUGCCUGUUGAUAUGUUCCGGGACUGCGCGGAUAGCAUCACUGAGAUAUACCUUCAAAAUAAUUCCAUAAAUGUCUUAUCUCCCGAGCUUUUCACGAAUUUAAAUCAGCUGAUGUCGUUAGACUUAUCUUUCAAUCAGUUAACUAGUGCGUGGAUCAACAAAGACACUUUCAGCGGCCUCAUCCGAUUGGUGCUCCUCAACUUGUCACACAACUCGAUCGCCCGGCUCGACGCGUCCAUGUUCCACGAUCUGUACACGUUGCAGAUUUUGAACUUGCAGAAUAACCAAAUCGAAUCCAUCCAACCGGACACGUUUGCUCCCAUGAGCAACCUGCACACGCUCAAGCUGUCGUCGAAUAAAAUUAAAUCCAUCGACGUUUACGCUUUUAACGGUCUGUAUGUUAUGAGUUACCUGUCACUGGACUAUAAUAUGAUCGAGCGACUGCACCCUGAUGUGUUCAAAAACUGUACGGGUCUCCAAGACCUCUACCUGAGUAGCAACCGACUGUCGGUCGUUCCGGCCGCCCUCAGGGACAUGCAUUUGCUGCGGACGGUCGACCUCGGCGAAAACGCCAUCUCCGAAAUCGACAUGAUCCAUUUCCGGGGACUUAGCAAGCUGUACGGAUUACGACUGAUCGGGAAUAGAAUUAAAAAGGUGACCAACCGCUCACUGUCUUCUCUACCAGCUCUCCAGAUUUUGAAUUUGGCGCGGAAUAAAAUUGACCACGUCGACCAGUCUGCCUUCGCAAUGAAUAGCAACCUGCAAGCUGUGCGGCUGGACGAUAACCUCCUCAAAAGCAUCGAGGGAAUUUUUAUCAACGUACCCAGCCUGCAGUGGUUGAACGUUUCGGACAAUCAAAUCUCUUAUUUUGACUAUAACUUACUGCCGCCCAAUUUACAAUGGCUAGACGUGCAUAAAAACAACAUCAGCGAGUUGCAUAACAGAGAUCACCUUGAAAACACCCUAAAAAUUCAAAUUUUCGACGCGAGUUUCAAUAAAUUAGUGAAAGUGACGCCGGUUUCUAUCCCCAACAGCGUGGAACUGUUGUUUUUAAACGACAACCUGAUCAAGACCGUGGAGCCACACACGUUCCUGAAAAAGCUCAACCUGACACGUGUGGAUCUGUACGCCAAUCAGAUCGCCGAAAUGGAGCUGAACGCGCUGGCUCUAACCCCGGUCGAGAUGCGGAGGUCGCUGCCCGAGUUUUACAUCGGCGGGAAUCCAUUCCAGUGCAACUGCAAAAUGGAGUGGCUCCAGCGCAUUAAUAAAUUAGACCACUUGCGACAGCACCCACGCGUUAUGGACCUCGACAGCGUUUACUGCCGGCUCCUGUACAAUCGCGAUAAAGUCUUCGUCCCUCUCCUCGAGGCCGAAUCCACUCAGUUCCUCUGCAAGUACAAAACUCAUUGCUUCGCCGUGUGUCACUGUUGCGACUUCGACGCGUGCGACUGCGAGAUGACCUGCCCGCAGAACUGCACGUGCUACCACGACGACUCCUGGUCGAGUAACAUCGUCGAAUGCUCGUCUGCCGGCUACACGAGCAUGCCGACCAAGAUCCCGAUGGACGCCACCGAGGUGUACAUCGACGGGAACCAGUUCGGCGAGCUGUCCUCGCACUCAUUCAUCGGUCGGAAGAGUCUCAAAAUACUCUACGCUAACCAUUCUAACAUAGUCUCCAUAAAUAACCAUACUUUUAGUGGACUGAAACGCCUGACGGUGCUUCAUCUGGAGAGCAAUUUCAUCAAGCAACUCCUCGGCUACGAGCUUGUCCAUCUGGAGAGCUUGCGUGAGCUCUACUUACAAAAUAACCAAAUUUCCUACAUUGAUAAUGGCACUUUUCUAGGAUUGAAACUUUUGGAAGUACUGCGACUUGACGGAAACUUUCUUGUGAAUUUCCACGUGUGGCAAUUGACAAUGAACCCGUAUUUAGUAGAAAUCACGUUGGCAAACAACCGAUACUCGUGCGAGUGCGACUACAUGAAUCAGUUCAAAGCGUGGUUGAAAACGAACACGGGGAAGGUGAUCGACUACGAGAAAAUCCUGUGCCUAGCUGACAACAAAACCGCUACCUUCAGCCCGCCGGUCAUGCACUACAACAAAUCUACGAACUGUGCGAAUUUUUUUGGGUCGCACCUUCUCAUCGAGCAUCACAUGAUGGAUGACUACAUAUUUCUAUUGCUAAUGACUCUCAUGAUAUUCAUAUUCGCGGUCGCAGUGGUGUGCUGCCUCUUCGCGCAUCGCAAAAGUAUAAAGCUGUGGAUGUACUCGCGGUGCGGUAUCCGAAUCUGCUACAAAACCACGCACUUCGAGGAGUUCGACAAAGACAAGUUAUACGAUGCGUACAUCAAUUACAGCAUCAAGGAUGAUGCUUUCGUGACGCAGGCUCUGGCCCCGGGGCUCGAGCAGAAUCCCACGCGCUCGUACCAGGUGUGCCUGCACUACCGUGACUUCAACAUUAGUUCCUACGUCUCGGAUACGAUUAUCGAAGCGGUCGAGUCGUCCCGGAGAACGAUCAUAGUCAUAUCGAAACAUUUCGUGGAGACCGAGUGGUGUCGGUUCGAGUUCAAGUCGGCGCUCCACGAGAUCCUCAAGGACAAGUCGCACAAGAUCAUCCUCAUCAUUUUGGGCGACGUCCUGCAGAAGGAUCUGGACCCGGACCUUCGGUUGUACAUAAAGACGAACACGUGUUUACAGUGGGGCGAGAAGCAGUUCUGGCAGAAGCUCAAGUACGCCAUGCCCGAGGUGCGACGGAAUACGUCGCUGAAAAGUGUUCAUAGUUUAAGCCAUCACCACCAGAGGUCGUCGGUGAACGUCUACGCUUCGACGGGGAACUUCGAACCCGCGCUGCCGGAGCCGCCACCCCCGGUCAAGUUGUUGCCUUUCCUCCAGCACCCGAAUAACCUUCAAGCCGCUAGGAGUCAUAGGAUUUUAGCCGAGCAACCGUUGUGGGCAUAGCGGAUGCUUUGCCACAGUCAAAAGCUGUGGCCGCACGACCUUUCCUCAACUGUGGAUUUGCUGAGUUACCAUCCCGUUGUUCACUCACCCUCUACGUACACUUGUGGCUGUACCGAGGAGAUAUCUUCCUACUGAAGGAAACAUUUCUUCCUUACGACGAUUCUCCUAUUUACUGAAGACGCUGUUAUUGCUCCGUCACAGAAAAGCAACUCACAUAUCGAUAAAUUUUCAGUAUAGGUAGUGCUGAAAAGAGAUUAUGUCACCGUUAUUGUUUGCAUUGACAAGGCUCACUUGCAAGGUCUAUAUAGACUAGUAGAAAAUCACUUGUUGCCUCUUCAAAAUCUUACGAAAAAAUUAAUUAACACGUUGAGAAGUUCGGAAACAAACACUUGAAAGAUGAAUGAGUAUGUUUGGCACAAUAUUGUGAUGGAAAUUAAAUUUUAAAAAUGAUGUCAUUUGCAUUUUCGCCAUUUAAACAAUGUUAAUUGUCAGGUCUAAAAUCUUGUUUUGGAGUUGACGUCCCGUUAUGAUUCGUUUUCCCCGUUCUACACAAAUUAUUCUAUAUGUAAUUUUCAGCUUCCAUUUUAAUCUUGUGGAAUUGGAGGACUUGGAUUAACGAAGAAUCUGCAAAAUAGGUAACUACAACUACACGACUGAAAUAGCGUCCUUGUAAAUAGUCCUAUGAUGUAAAUUCAAUUUAAGUUUCACUAUCCUUGUGGGAUAAAACCAGGGUAAAUGCCUUUUUUUCUUGUACAUAAAGCUGAAAAUUUUAGGUAAAGU